This is a messenger RNA of Trichomycterus rosablanca, 3051 nucleotides long. RefSeq names its product transcriptional-regulating factor 1. The transcript is spliced from 14 exons. Gene Ontology annotation, biological process: negative regulation of DNA-templated transcription; regulation of transcription by RNA polymerase II. Gene Ontology annotation, molecular function: transcription corepressor activity. Gene Ontology annotation, cellular component: histone deacetylase complex; transcription regulator complex. The record is from RefSeq and is a predicted model, not a curated record. Bases 1 to 3051 code for a protein of 1016 amino acids. NCBI's taxonomy places the organism in Eukaryota, Metazoa, Chordata, Actinopteri, Siluriformes, Trichomycteridae.
AUGACAGAAAACCUGUAUCAUCUAAGUAAUGACAGUAAUGGAGCCACGCUUCAGAACAGUAAUACUUUUACAAGACCUUGUUAUGGUAUAUCUGCCACAAGCUCAUCUCAUCCCUCUCCAGUGUCUCCAAAUGCUAAUCAAAAGUACAUACCAUCCCCUACCACUCCUCAAAAUGAGAUUCCUUCACUGCUUGACAUACACCAAUGUGGCGCUUGGGACUGUAAUCAACUCGAGAAGUCUGCAUCUUCACUGCUAACUGAGGCUAUGGACUCCCAUAUUGUCUACCCCUUUAAUGUUUCUCUUCAAACUAACCCCCCACUGUCUUGCAAAUUAAGUUCCAAUGUUCUACACCCACUAGACUCCUUUUCCAAUGCAUUUUCUGUGAAGAACCCAAAUGCUGUUUUUACAAACAGUGUAGGGGAAAGAUGUUCAGAGGACUGUCAUGUGUCAGAGAUGUUGGUGUCACCGCAGAGUGGAGCACCUUCAGAAGGGUCUGACAGAGAUCUCUUUAGUCCUGUAAACAUGCAGAGUCAGCCACAGCAUAAUCAGAUACUAAACCAUCCAAUAGACAACCCAAACAUGGCUUACAAUUUCUACCAAUCCCAUCAGCAAUAUCAUUAUUCACAGUUGAGAGACAGCCAUUCAGAGCCGAUAUACAAGGUACCCUUUUAUACUCCUCAAAACCAGUAUCUUCUCCAGCAGCAAGGCUUUCAUAUCCAGCAGCACCAACCCACCUCUCAUUCCUCCACCCUGCAAAAGCAGCUAACUCCAGUAGAUGUCCGAGAAGGCCAAGAGUUAGUUGGAUCACCAAGCUAUACCUACUCUGAAGAACACAAAUCACCAGAGCAAGCAGCUUUUCAGUCAGCUGGGAAAGGGUUAUCUCUUCACUCUCCUCAGUUCCAGGGAUCACAUCAUUUUCGCUCACUUUCUCAUCAGAGUGAACUUUACCAGAACCAAGUGCAUUUUGAGCAGUCACACCUAUUGCCUUUAAAGCAGGAUCACUUGGCAUCAGUUGAUGAUGUGCCAAAAGAGGACACAUGUCUGGAUUUAAACUACUCCCAAAAACGGAGUGACUUCUUCGGUUCCCAUUAUCAAAGUGUCGGGACAGGGGUUAAUCAAGUUGUUCCGGCAACAGCUCUGAGAGGAGAAGUCCUUCAUCACCUUAACAGACCACAAUGGGCACAGGUAGUCAUCAAUGCAUUUUUAAAAGAAAUUAACUACUCUCUGUCCAAAAAGUGCUCAUCUGGGAACCAGGACGACCUAAUUCCGCCCUAUUACAGGAGGCAAGCGGUGAGGGGUCAAGGCUCAAAAACCAAGCUAAACUGCAUUUUAUGCCACAGGGAGUUUAAAAGCUUGCCAGCCCUUAAUGGCCACAUGCGGUCACAUGGAGGAUUCAGGACACAUACCUCAACACUCAAAAAUCCUGAUGGACAAAUGCAGCUAUGCAGAGAAUUAACUCAAACUGAUACUAUGGUGUUUCCUGUGUCUGUUCCUGUAAAGAACAUCCAAGAACCUUCCAGGAUUUCAAAUUUGCUUCAAAACCAUGUGAACAAAAAUUAUUUUGAAGACUUGUGUAGUCCACAGCAGCAACUUCCUUUACAAAAAGUCUUCUCAUCACGUGUGAAGAGUCCUGUAGGAGUCGGGAAUGGCAUAACAAAGCAAGAGAAAAAACGGUCCCGGCACUGUGUGGUUCCACUUGUCAUUACAUCAUGUAAUGCUGGACUUCAAUCCAGAGGACCAGUGCUUUUCCAGAGCCAGCUGCGUUCACCAGGAAGCUGUGGAGAUGAUGUUCCAUACACUCCUCCACCAAUGCUUAGCCCUGUGCGUCCUGGCUCUGGCCUCUUUAGCACUGUUAAUGGAGGCAACACAUGCAACGUAGCACAGAUUGUUUCUCGAGUUCAUCUAUGGAAGGACAGUGACAAAGAUGACUGCAAUGUCACACCAGCAGAUAAAUUAAAUGGCUUAAAACCUCAGAUCAAUGUUGGUACAGAUUUUCAAGCGGACAUACCAGAUAUUCAGAGUCACUCUAAAGUGACAGAAGACACCCAUAAAGCUGCUCUUCUGUGGACACCCUGCAAUAUGGAUGAACCUGAAAAGCAACAAAGGGUGGAUAAUCUGUUGAGAAUGGCAUGCUCCAGUGUGCUCCCAGGAGGUGGAACAAACACUGAAUUCACUCUGCAUUGUUUGUUUGAAUGUCGAGGAAAUGUCAUGACAACCCUUGAGAAACUGCUUACACUGGAGCCACUGAAACCUAUGUGCAAUCCUUACACAGGUUACCAUUACGCUGGAUCAGAUAACUGGACCAUGCAAGAAAAGAGACAACUAAACAAGGCCUUGUUAAUUCACAACAAAGAUUUUUACCUCAUUCAAAAAAUGGUGAAGACAAAAACAGUAGCUCAGUGUGUUGAGUAUUACUACACAUGGAAGGAGAGGCUUCGACUGGGGAGGAGAUUUAGCACUGGGCCCACAACACCAGAGAGAGAGAAAAAAAGUACCAUGAAGGGAUGUAACACGAAGAGCAAAACUGAAGGCCAUGAAUUCUCUGAACUUUCACACACUAUCUGGGCUGUGUCUGUUUGUGAAGUCCCUCGUUCUGAUCCAAUGAUAAACGGAGAUGAACUGAACCACAGCAAUAAAGACGGACUUUAUUCCCCAGUUGAACAUGGCAGACCCAGAUCAGCUCAGCAGUUUUCUGCAGGCUCUGUAAAAAGCUCUCCUUCAAACAGUACAGCCAGUGGUGACACGGACUCAAACCGUAUAUUCCCCUGCACUGAAUGUGGAAAAGUGUUUUUUAAGGUGAAAAGUCGCAACGCCCACAUGAAGACUCAUCGUCAACAGGACGAGCCACAGUUUUGGCAGCUUCAUAACCUUUCUGAACCGGAAAACCAAACAGUGACACCUGCAAGCCCAUCCAUUAUAGCACCUCAACCUGUACUUCCUCUUUCUUUAUCUUUCAAAAGUGGCAGAAAUACAAACCUAUUAUCUAUCAACAGUGCAGAAACAUUGCAACAAGCGGUCUGCCUUUUGCAGAACCAGAAUCAGAAUGAGUAA